Molecule: messenger RNA, 492 nt
Organism: Pleurotus ostreatus (oyster mushroom)
Lineage: Eukaryota; Fungi; Basidiomycota; Agaricomycetes; Agaricales; Pleurotaceae
Exons: 3
Coding region: 1-492 (163 amino acids)
Source: RefSeq, a predicted model, not a curated record
AUGCCCGACCGACGAGGAUCCCUCCGAGUUGUUCGCGCAGGUACCAGCGUCAAAAUUUCAACCUAUGUCACUGGUUGGACCUUUAGCUUGGACCUUGGCGAGGUUUCCGAAUCGUCAAUGGUUCUGCACGCCGAGCUCAAGUUGAGCUUGUACUCCUCCGCCCGCAGCGGACUGCGUCCGGGGCCGACGUACUACGGAAUGUUCCUCCUACGGAUCGACAAUUACUGCCGUGCUCCUGGAGGUUCGCACGUCUCAAAUGUGUUUCUGACUGGUGCCAACCUUCCUGCGUAUACGGUUACUAAUCAGCGCAGCUACAUACGUCCCCAUGUCAGGCCUGGCUUGCGAUUGGUGCGAACACCAAAGCAGUUCCAACUCUCCCAACGUCGCUCCGAAGAUCCCAAGCUCAUUGGUGCCGCCCCUCACCAGCAAGAAUCAGUCGCCGCGGCUAGAAAAUCCUCAUGGUCCACUUCGCCAAUUUCCCCGACCGUAUGA